AUGCUUGGCUGGAUAACGAAUACGAACAGAGGCGAGCUAGAGGUGUCCAACACAGAAAGAAAGAAUGACUGCCCCGCUGAGCGAGGUCUUUACUGCGAUAUGGAUCAACAAAGAGGGUAA
Chondrus crispus (carragheen) is the source of this 120-nucleotide messenger RNA. RefSeq lists its product as hypothetical. The record is from RefSeq and is a predicted model, not a curated record. The coding region runs from base 1 to 120 and encodes 39 amino acids. The transcript has a single exon. NCBI's taxonomy places the organism in Eukaryota, Rhodophyta, Florideophyceae, Gigartinales, Gigartinaceae.